GCACAUUUCAAUCACAUUACAUUUUUCUUACUCGUCAAAUCUUUAACCUCUCUCUACAAAAACAGCACUACGCUUUUGAAUUAUUUUUGUGCUGAAUGGCAGUGAUCAAGAAGAAGAUGAAAUUUCGAAGUGUUUUUUCCAGCUGUUUAAAGAUUGACGAGUGCCCUAAUAAUCCACAGACAAAAGAAGUUGUUUACAAGAAACACUCUUCAUAUCGAAGGAUUUCAAUAUCCGAUUUAGGCAGUUCAACUUUAUCUGAAGAUCUAUCUGCUUCUUUAGCAGGCUCCAAUCUUUAUGUAUUUACUCUUCAAGAAAUGAAGGUGAUUACUCAGAACUUCUCAUCGAGUAAUUUUCUCGGUCAAGGAGGGUUCGGACCAGUCCACAAGGGAUUCAUCGAUGACAGACUUAGGCCAGGUUUGAAGGCCCAGCCUGUGGCAGUCAAGCUUCUGGACUUGGAUGGUGCACAAGGUCAUAGAGAAUGGCUGACUGAAGUGAUUUUUCUUGGUGAAUUGAGACAUUCACAUCUGGUGAAGCUGAUUGGAUACUGUUGUGAAGAAGAACACAGGCUUCUUGUAUAUGAAUACAUGCCUCGAGGCAGCCUCGAAAAUCAACUCUUCAAAAAAUAUUCGGUUCCACUUCCAUGGUCAACAAGAAUGAAAAUUGCUCUUGGAGCUGCAAAAGGGCUUGCUUUCCUUCAUGAUGCUGAAAAGCCUGUCAUAUACAGAGAUUUUAAAACUUCAAACAUUUUGCUAGACGCAGAUUACACUGCUAAACUCUCGGAUUUUGGGCUGGCAAAGGACGGUCCAGACGGAGAUCACUCGCAUGUGUCAACGCGUGUUAUGGGCACAAGGGGUUAUGCUGCCCCUGAAUACAUUAUGACAGGUCACUUGACAGCAGCAAGUGAUGUAUACAGCUUUGGAGUAGUACUCUUGGAGCUUCUAACCGGCAAAAGAUCAGUACACAAAACCCGUCAUCAUAAAGAACGAAACCUUGCAGAUUGGACAAGGCCUAUGUUGAAGAAUCCUAGGAAGCUUACUAGGUUAAUAGAUCCAAGACUUGAAGGCCAGUACUCUGAAGUGGGGGCUCAAAAAGUUGCUGCCUUAGCUGACCAAUGCUUAAGCCAUAGGCCGAAAAAUAGACCUAAAAUGUGCGAAGUGAUUAAGGUUUUGGAGCCCUUAAAACUACUCGAUGACAUCCAAAUUGGCACAUUUGUAUUUGUAGUUUCAACAGACAGUCAUUUGCAGAAAGAAAGUACAAAGGAGAGCGGAAGAAAACUCCACGACGGCCAUAAACAUCAGAUCAAAAGUACCCCUGUCGUUUACUGAGAAAUAACCUGUGUCUCGCAGAUUAAAGAGAGCACAGAUUGAAUCAAACUGUAUAAAAAUUCCAUAGCGAUUUAUCUCUGGUUGCAUGAGUAGAAACUCAUUAUUGUUUUGAUUGUUUAACAAUCUGUAUUCUUUCCUAGACUGUAUUUCGAAUGAAGUUUAAUAAAGCAAUGGAGAAACAAUCCAUUGACCA
Messenger RNA from Olea europaea var. sylvestris, 1518 nucleotides. Its product is annotated as serine/threonine-protein kinase RIPK-like. Gene Ontology annotation, molecular function: protein kinase activity; ATP binding. The coding region runs from base 96 to 1325 and encodes 409 amino acids. Gene Ontology annotation, biological process: protein phosphorylation. The transcript has 5 exons. NCBI's taxonomy places the organism in Eukaryota, Viridiplantae, Streptophyta, Magnoliopsida, Lamiales, Oleaceae. The record is from RefSeq and is a predicted model, not a curated record.